CUGGAUUCCUUUAUGUUGUCAUAGCAGUUAAAACCUGUUUGAUUUGUUAUAUGUUGUUAAGAUCCUUUUUCGUCCCCAGGAAGAGCGGCGACGUCAGGAAAAAAGAUCGUGAAACGGGGGAGAGUUUCCAUACUUGGAGGGAGAAGCCUUUCCAAACUGUUGUUGCUUGUGCCAACUUGGAUAACAAAAAUCUCAUUCCAGUCAGAUAACUCAGUUAGCUAUGGCAAACAUGCAAAGCUCAGGACAAGAACAAAUGAGCCCAAAGGUUCAACGCUCUCCACCAUUUACAAGGCAAGAGCUAGUUUUCAUGGUGAAAUUUAUGGAUCAACGGUUAUAUGAUGCUCCAUGGCUGGGAUCGGCAUAUAAACGGAAAAGCAGAAUCCUGCGUAAGCUUUCCCAACGUCUGUCUGAAAAAUUCCAAUCAAGUCACACACCAAGGCAGCUCCAGAAAAGAUUUAGUGAUUUGAAGACUCGACAGAAGAAGACCCUGAAGACUAUACGUAACCAGAUGAAACAGGAGUCAGGGAGAGAACAAGCACAUGAAAAUGAAGAAGAGCCGGAGUCUGAGGAGGAAUCACAGAAUGUUGAGGAUCCACAACAGACUUUGGAGCAAAAUACCACAAGUGAAUUCGAAACUGAGGAUUUGCAAGAGGAAGAUAGCCAUGAACCCUUAACUCAGGUUCGAAUGUUAGGACUAUGUUACUUUGAGAUUGGAACCACUAACAACACCAGAUUCCCAAGCAUUCACUUCUACUGCAUGUUCUACACCGAUGCUGCAGGAUCAAGAUCAUGUUCCCUUAAGACGUUGGGAAGUGUUCAGCCUGUUUAA
Messenger RNA from Hyla sarda, 829 nucleotides. RefSeq lists its product as uncharacterized. The record is from RefSeq and is a predicted model, not a curated record. Lineage: Eukaryota; Metazoa; Chordata; Amphibia; Anura; Hylidae. Bases 221 to 829 code for a protein of 202 amino acids. The transcript has 6 exons.